This is a messenger RNA of Impatiens glandulifera, 1696 nucleotides long. Its product is annotated as AMSH-like ubiquitin thioesterase 3. Bases 145 to 1566 code for a protein of 473 amino acids. NCBI's taxonomy places the organism in Eukaryota, Viridiplantae, Streptophyta, Magnoliopsida, Ericales, Balsaminaceae. Gene Ontology annotation, biological process: protein K63-linked deubiquitination; protein K48-linked deubiquitination. Gene Ontology annotation, cellular component: membrane; endosome. Gene Ontology annotation, molecular function: metal-dependent deubiquitinase activity; K63-linked deubiquitinase activity; protein binding. The transcript has 14 exons. The record is from RefSeq and is a predicted model, not a curated record.
GAAGAAGGGCGAAGCUUCUCUGUUAAUUCUUAGUACAAAGACUCCUCUUUUAUUAACUUAACGAACACGUAUCGACGACGUUUCUCCUCCUUCGUUCCUUUUCCGGCGAUACUGUGAUUGAUUAGCAUAAAGAUCGCCGUGAUAAUGAUGCCCUCGCCGGAGAAACCGAUCAACGUAAAUGCUAUGGCCCGGAAGAUUGAUGUUGAUAAUCGAAUCCCUCUUCGCAAUUAUUACCGAAUCGCCGAUAAUCUCCUUAAGCAGGCUAGUAUUUACAGGGAGGAGAAGAACAUUAUAGACUUGUAUAUCAUACUUAUCAGAUAUAUAAGUUUGGUGACCGAAACUACUACUUCACAUCGAGAUUAUCAACCAUUGUUUCCAAAAGAUAGAGCACUUCACAAAAAGAAUGCAUUUGCUGUUAUGGACGAGGUAGAGGCUUUGAAGCCAAAAUUUCAACGUCUAGUGACAGAGCAGAAACAGGUUAAGCAGCCCGAUCAAAUUGAAUCAUCAUUAUUACAUAAGCAGAAUACUGGUCAUACUCAAGUUUUACAACCCAGUACUGUCGACCUCCAGUUUCAGAAGCUGUCAAUUAAUCUGCCACUUCCCAAGCAGGAAACAUUAGCGAGACAUUCGUUUUUAGGUCCCAAUGGUUUUCGAGGUCAGUGGCUUGGACCGAGAGCUGAUAUAAAGGUUCAGUAUCCCAGCAAUUCAGACUUAAUUUCAACUGACAAUUUAGCCCUGAACCAGACUGCAGAAUAUGAAAUUACAGCAACAAAAGACCACUCCAAAUUUGAUUCAUCUCCCAUGGAAGAUGUUCUUUCAUUGGAUGAUGGUGGAUGGAACAAACCUGUUUCAGUGCAGAUUGAAUCAAACAAUGAUAAUCUACCAUUGAGCAUCAUAAGGCAACCUUCUCCUCCCCCGGUUCUUGCUCAGGUUCAACCUGAGUAUCAUCCAAUUUCUCCUUCUAGAGUUGCAGAUCCAAGGCCAGGACCAGCAAAACCAGUCCAGGAUGGAAUGACCAGCUCUAAUUCAUUCCAGAAUUUGCACAUACCUGUUAAGAUGAUGGAUGACUUUUUACGGUUAGCACGGAAAAAUACUGAAAAUAAUUUAGAAACAUGUGGUGUGCUGGCAGGGUCUCUGAAAAACAGAGUAUUCCAUAUCACUUCUCUUAUUAUUCCAAAGCAAGAGUCUACUUCAGAUUCAUGUCAGACGUUGAAUGAAGAGGAGAUUUUUGAUGUUCAAGAUAAACGAUCGCUCUUUCCUCUCGGAUGGAUUCAUACUCAUCCCACACAAACCUGUUUUAUGUCCUCCGUCGAUCUCCAUACUCAUUACUCCUACCAGAUUAUGUUGCCUGAAGCAAUUGCAAUUGUUAUGGCCCCUACUGAUUCGUCCAGUCCUCAUGGUAUCUUUCACUUGUCUGAUCCUGGUGGCGUUUCUGUAAUUCGAAACUGUCAACAACGUGGAUUUCAUCCUCACGAGGAGUUAGAUGAUGGGAGUCCAAUUUAUGAGCAUUGUUCUCAUGUAUAUUUGAACGAGAAUUUGAGAUUCGACGUUGUUGAUCUUCGAUGAGGUCAAUUCUCCUUUUGUUAUUAUUAUUAAUGUGUGAUGCUAUUAAUAGAUUAACCUGUGUAGUUGAAUUAUCUGUUUGUAAACUUGUUAAAAGGAUCUAUCCAUAUAUUUUUUCAUUUUGGCUAGACAA